AAAUUUGUAAAGGUUACCGGAUGAACCGGUAACUCCAUCAAGUUAACUUCAAUCUCGGUCGUACACACUUCUUUCUCUCUGUAGCUUGAUUCUUCUUUUUGUUCUGCUCUGUUUCUCACUGAGCGAUCACCGAUCGUUCUCUUCCAUUUAGGUGGUUAAUAUGAAGGUUUCCAAGGGCAAGGGAACAUUAGUGAAGAAGGAUACGAAAGAAGCAUUGAAGCCUGCCGAGGACAGAAGGAUUGGUAAGCGAAAGGCUGCCAUUAAGGCAGAUAAAAGUAGCAAACAAAAGGCUAAGAAGGGAAAAUUGGUGAAAGACCCCAACAAACCUAAGAGGCCUCCCAGUGCCUUCUUUGUAUUCCUUGAGGAAUUUAGAAAGACCUUCAAGAAAGAAAAUCCAACUGUGAAGGCUGUCUCAGCUGUUGGAAAAGCUGGUGGAGAGAAGUGGAAAUCCUUGUCUGAAGCUGAAAAAGCUCCAUAUGAGGCCAAAGCAGCAAAAAGGAAGUCCGAGUAUGAAAAAGUUAUGAAUGCCUACAACAAGAAGCAGGAAAGCAUGGCUGAUGAUGCCGAUGAGGAAUCUGACAGGUCGAAAUCUGAAAUUAAUGAUGAAGAUGAUGAAAGUGUGCAGGAUGAAGAGGAAGAUGAAGAGGAUGAAGAUGAUGAUUGAAAAUGGCUGCUUUCUGACUUGGGCAAUUUGGCUGAUCCAGGGCAAAUGUUAUGGAUAAUGUAUGUUCGUACUCUUAGGUUGCAUGUUGUACCUUCUUAAACGGGUGACGGUGAAGAUGUGCCUUGAGCCAUUGCUGUAUAACCUCUUAGAUUACUUGCAUGUUAAGCAUAAGCCUGUUUCCAUAAUUAAAUAUUGUAUUCAAGUUCUCAUAGUCCACACCUUAUCGUUGGGAUGAUAUUUCUAUGAAUCAUCACUCUGACGUCAUUUUCUCUA
Cornus florida is the source of this 937-nucleotide messenger RNA. RefSeq names its product high mobility group B protein 1. The transcript has 8 exons. Lineage: Eukaryota; Viridiplantae; Streptophyta; Magnoliopsida; Cornales; Cornaceae. The record is from RefSeq and is a predicted model, not a curated record. Bases 161 to 664 code for a protein of 167 amino acids.